GCAUUUCUCUUAUUAAGAGCAAAAGUGAGCACAUUUUCAUAUGGUUCAGAGCCAUUUAUAUUUCUUUUUCUGUAAAAAUCUUGGUCUAUCUCUGAGCAGUGUAGGUUUAACCUGAUUCUAAGGUUGCUGGUCUUCUCUAUUUUUAGAAGCUCUAUCUGUGAUGUAAGCUGAAAGCAUUUCUUUGCACUUUGUUAUUUUCCUUUAACUUUGCUUAUGCAAAGUAUACUUUGCCAUGAAAAAGUCUUUUGUUGUUUUUUUCAUGUAAUUGUAUUUAUCAGUCCUUUUCCUUAUUGCUUCUGGAUUUGGAGUCAUAGUUAGGAAAACCUUCUCUGUCUCAGAUUGUAAAGUAACUUACCCAUGUUUUCUUCUAAUACCUGUAUGGUUCCAUUUGUACAUUUAAAUAUUUGAUGUGUUUAGAAUUUAUCCUGGUGUAGGCCAGACGCGGUGGCUUACACCUAUAAUCCCAGCACUUUGGGAGGCCAAGGUGGGCGGAUCACAAGGCUAGGAGUUCAUGACUAGCCUGGCCAAAUGGUGAAACCCCGUCUCUACUGAAAAUACAAAAAUUAGCCGGGCAUGGUGGCGCAUGCCUGUAGUCCCAGCUACUUGGGAUGCUGAGGCAGGAGAAUCACUUGAACCCAGGAGGCAGAGGUUGCAGUGAGCCGAGAUCACGCCACUGCACUCCAGCCUGGGAGACAAAGAGAGACUCCGUCUCAAAUAAAUAAAUGAAUAAAUAAAUAAAUAGAUAGAAUUUAUCCUGGUGUAAUGGUAUGAAGAACAUGUCUAAUUUUAUAUUUUUCUAUGUGGCUAUCUGGUUAUCUCAACACAACUUAUUAGAAAGUAGAUUCAUGAUGCCAACGGAAGACACUUUUUAAUGACAAAAGAUUGAAUUCAUCAAGAAGAUAUAACAAUGCUAAAUUUGUAUGAACCUAAUAACAUAGCUUCCAAAUAGAACAAAAAUUGACAGAGCUAAAGAAGAAAAAUGGAAAAAGCCACAAUCAUCUUGGGAGACUAACACACUUCUCUCAGUUACUAACAAACAAACACAGAAAAGAAAAAUAAUGAUAUAAAAGAUGUUAACCACACAAUAAACCAAGAAUGGCAGGAUACACAUUCUUUUCAAGUGCACAUUGAGUAUUUUACAAAAAGACUAUAUGUUUGGCCAUGAAAUAAGUACCAACAAAUUUCAAAGGACUGAAAUCCUACAGACUAUGUUAUUUGACCACGGUGCAAUUAAGCUAGAAAUCAUUAACAAAAAAGAUAAUUAGGCAAUUCCUGUAUAUUUGGAAGUUAGGAAAUACACUUUCAAAUAACACUUGGGUCAAAGAAGAAAUCACAAUGGAAAUUAGAAAAUAUUUUGAACUGAAUAAGGUGAAUACUACAUAUCAAAAUGUGUGAGAUGCAGCUAAAAAUCAUGCUUAGCGGGAAACGUACAGCCAUAAGUACAUUUUUUUUUAAGCUUCCAGGAAGUUAGCAAUUUUUCAUUUCAAGAAGUUAGGAAAAGAACAGCAAGUUAAACCCCAAAGAAACAAGAAGAAAAUAAACAUCAAAGCAGAAGUCAGUGAAAUAAAAAAUCAACAUAAAAAUAGAGAAUCAACAAGGUCAAAUACUGAUUCUCUAAAAUGAUUUAUAACAUUGAUAAGCCCUGACAAGACAAAAAGGAAAAAAGAACACGAGGAAGUACAAAUAACAAAUAUCAGGAAUAAAAAAGAGAAUACUACUAUAUAUCUAGUAAGUAUUGUAAAAAUCAUAAGUGGAUAUUAUGAAGAACUUUACACCAAUAAAUUUGAAAAUAUAAAUUAGACAAAUUUCUUGAAAAAAUACAGUUUACCAACAUUUACACAAGAAGAAAUACUCAGAACAGUCCCAUAACUAUUAAAGAAAUUGAGUUCAUAGGGCCGGGCAUGGUGGCUCACGCCUGUAAUCAGCACUUUGGGAGGCUGAGGUGGGCGGAUCACCUGAGGUCAGGAGUUCGAGACCACCCUGGCUAGCACGGUGAAACCCCGUCUCUACUAAAAAUACAAAAAAUUAGCUGGGCGUGGUGGCGGGCGCCUGUAAUCCCAGCUACUUGGGAGGCUGAGACAGGAUAAUCGCUUGAACCCCGGAGGCAGAGGUUGCAAUGAACCAACAUCGCACCACUGCACUCCAACCUGGGUGAUGAAUGAAACUCCGUCUCAAAAAAAAAAAAAAAAAUUGAGUUCAUAAUUUAAAUUUUUCCUAAAGGAAAACUCUACACCUAGAUGGCAUAGCUGGAGACGUCUACAUAAUAUUUAAGGAAAAAAAAAUACCAACUUUCAAUAUUUCCAGAGAAUAGAAAAAGGAGAAACACUUUCCAACUAAUUUUAUGAGGACAGGUAACCAAAACUUGACAAGAACAUGACAAAAAAAUGAAAUUACAUGGCAGUCUCACUCAUGACCACAGAUGGAAAACUCCUAAACAACACGUUAGCAAAUCAAAUCCUGCAGUAUAUAACCCAACCACCAACUUGGGUUUAUUCUAGGAAUGCAAAGUUAGUUUCACAUUAAAAAAACCAACCAAUGUUUUCCACCACAUUAAUGGAAUGGAAUAAGAGAAUAAACUAUCUUCUAGAGCCAUACAGAAACAGCAUUUCAUAAAAUUCAGCAUCCAUUUAUGUUAAAAGCUCUUAGAAAAUGGGCGUAGGAGAGAACUUAACCUGAUAGAAGAUAUCUACACUGAAGCCUGAGACUUAAUGGUGAACAGUUGAAAACUUUCCCUCUGAGACCAGGAAUGAGAUGAGGUUGGCCACAUUGCCACUUGUACUCAAUGCCAUGCUAGCUAUUGUCCAAGCCGGUAAAAUAAGGCAAGAGAAAGAAAUAAAAUGCCCAAGGAUUGGACAAGGAGAAAUGAAAUUUUCAUGAUUUGUGGGUGAUAUGAAUACGUGUAGAAAAUUAAAAAGAAUCUAAAAAAUUACUAGAAUAAGUGAGUUUUGUAUGAUCACUGGAUCAGGAUACAAGAAUUAACUGCUUUUCUAUCAGGAAGUAACAGAAAGUGAUAAUACAAAAAGUUAACAUUUAUAAAAACAUUCAAAAAAUCAACUCCGUAGGAAUAAAUCUAGCAGAGAUAUGCAAAAUCUCUACACAUAAGACUAUAACACAUUAUGGGAGAAAUUGAAGAAGAUCUAAAUAAUUGGAGGGCUAAACAUAUAAUGACAAAAGGAUGAAUAAAUAAAAUGAUAGAAUAGAAUUUAGAAACGGAUCUAUACAUAUGUAGGGUUUUGACUUACUUAUGACAAAGAUGGUACUUCAGGGUAGCUAAGAAGGCAGUCUUUUCAAUAAAUAGGCUAGGAUAAAUUCAAUGUCCAUUUGAAAAAAAGUGAAACAACCCCUACUUUACAACUUUCAUAGAAAUCAAUUCCAAGGGGAUCACAGAUCUAUUAUAAAAAAGCAAAACAGAGUGUUGGGUGCAGACCACGGUGGUGCAGCUUUCUUUUAGAAGUUCAGUCUCAGUUGUCUUUUGCAAGCCAUGGAGAAUGACUUUUAUCUGCGCUACUACGUGGGGCACAAGGGCAAGUUCAGCCACGAGUUUCUGGAGUUUGAGUUCUGACCAGACAGGAAAUUAAGAUAAGCCAACACAGCAAUUACAAGAAUGAUGUCAUGAUCAGAAAAGAGGCUUAUGUUCAGAAAAGAGGCUUAUGUACAUAAAAGCAUGAUGGAGGAACUGAAGAGUAUAAUUGAUGACAGUGAAAUUACCAAAGAGGAUGAUGCGUUAUGGCCUCCUCCCAACCGAGUGGGCUGGCAGGAGCUUGAAAUCAUUAUUGGAGAUGAACACAUUUCUUUUACAACAUCAAAAAUUGGUUCCCUUAUUGAUGUCAGUCAAUCCAAGGAUCCAGAAGGCUUACAAGUAUUUUAUUAUCCUGUCCAGGACGCUAAAGUGUUUGGUCUUCAGUCUUAUUGGAUUACACUUCAAGAUUAAACCCAUCUAAACUGAAUAUUGAUGUGGACAUGGGGGGGGUGGGUAGUUUUUAAUUACCAUUAUCAAGAACAUUUUGUGUCUAUCAGGGCAGUAUAUUUUUAUAAACUAUAAAUGAUUAUCUUUAAUAAAUAUGUGAUAAAAUCAAAAAAAAAAAAAGCAAAACAAUAAAACUUCUAGACAAUAGCAUCCAAACCUUGGUGAGGGAAAUUCUUAAACAGAACACAAAAAUCAUUAGGAAAAGAUCAACUUUAACAUUGUCAAAUUAAUCAAUGACUUCUCUUCCUCAAAAGACAUCAAGUGGGACAAGGUAUUUGUAAUACAUAUAAACAAGGAUUUAUAUUUAGCAUAUAUAUAAUGAAUUUCUACAAAUCAAUGAGUUAUAUUUCAGUAAAACAACUGAGAUGAGAACA
Molecule: messenger RNA, 4341 nt
Organism: Symphalangus syndactylus (siamang)
Lineage: Eukaryota; Metazoa; Chordata; Mammalia; Primates; Hylobatidae
Product: protein mago nashi homolog
Biological process (GO): RNA splicing
Cellular component (GO): nucleus; catalytic step 2 spliceosome; exon-exon junction complex
Source: RefSeq, a predicted model, not a curated record